Thalassophryne amazonica is the source of this 1696-nucleotide messenger RNA. It is a transcript of the gene pcmt1, whose product is annotated as protein-L-isoaspartate (D-aspartate) O-methyltransferase. Gene Ontology annotation, biological process: protein modification process. Bases 221 to 811 code for a protein of 196 amino acids. Gene Ontology annotation, molecular function: protein-L-isoaspartate (D-aspartate) O-methyltransferase activity. The record is from RefSeq and is a predicted model, not a curated record. Gene Ontology annotation, cellular component: cytoplasm. The transcript has 8 exons. Lineage: Eukaryota; Metazoa; Chordata; Actinopteri; Batrachoidiformes; Batrachoididae.
UGUCUGGUGACGGCAGCCGUCGCUCCGCCGUCCGCUCUGGAGGGUUCUCAGCUUUCCUCGGCAAAACGUUUGGGCGCAGGCGCGGCACUGACAGCUGCUGUCUACUUACUCCGCAAGUCGGUUUAAUAAUGGCCUGGAAAUGCGGAGGCGCCAGCCACGCUGAGCUCGUUACAAUCUCCGCAAAAAUGGUAUUAUCAAAUCUGACAAUGUCUACGAAGUGAUGCUGGCCACGGACCGAGCCCAUUUCUGUAGGAAUAAUCCGUACGUGGACUCUCCACAGUCAAUAGGUUUUUCAGCAACCAUCAGCGCGCCCCACAUGCAUGCCUAUGCCCUGGAGCUUCUACAUGACCAGCUGUACGAGGGAGCUAAGGCUCUAGACGUGGGCUCCGGUAGUGGAAUCCUGUCUGUUUGCUUUGCACGAAUGGUAGGCCCCAAAGGGAGGGUGAUAGGAAUUGAUCACGUCAAAGAGUUGGUAGAUGAUUCUAUAAACAAUGUGAAGAAAGAUGACCCCAGUUUGUUAUCGUCGGGCAGAGUCAAGCUAGUCGUGGGAGACGGGAGGUUGGGUUACCCAGACGAGUCGCCUUAUGAUGCCAUCCAUGUUGGUGCAGCAGCAUCCGAAGUCCCCCAAGCACUUUUGGACCAGUUGAAACCAGGCGGUCGACUGAUUCUGCCUGUGGGUCCAGCUGGAGGAAACCAGAUGCUGGAGCAGUAUGAUAAGAUGGAGGAUGGCAGCACCAAAACGAAGUCCUUGAUGGGGGUGAUCUAUGUGCCUUUAACAGACAUACAGAAGCAGUGCACCAGGUGGAAGUGACUUCCUUCUCCCCCUUCCUCCCCCCUCUGUCCUUCUCACGGUGGCCAAGGGACGAGCUUUGAAGAGGAAGAUUUCUACAAUUCACUCUCAAAUUGGAGAAAAGUUGGAUGGUUUCGGUUAGCACUCGGCAUUUUGUUCACAGCGUAACACGCCAUUUUUGUUUAAUUUUAACAAUGGACGAGAGCAUCACAUCAAUGUCGGUCCAGACGGGCUGGAAGAAAGACUGCUUGAAUAGUUCAGCUGGGUCUGCCUGUCUCCUUCCUCUCAGUCAUCCUCAUCUGGAAAUUUUUUUGUUUUGUUUUAAACUGCUGGUUUUUUGUUUUUUUUCUUCAGAUGAAUUGCAUUCAACCGUUUCUACAGUAUUACAGUUUAGCACCACGAAGGCUACACGUAGGAAGAACGGAUACGGAAAGCCGGAGCCUUUUAUGAGGCACGUGUGUGUAGGGUGUUUUUUUUUUUGUUUUGUUUUUUUAUAAAGGUUAAUAUUUAAGAUGCCAGCAGUAUUAAGAACGUGCACGCCCAGGCAACACUAUAGCUGACCUAACCCCCCUAUCCCCACAUGUAGGCUAACAUAGCACAUAAUGCUUCCACGCUCCACAGAGAGCACUUUGACCACCGACACACGUGUACACUUACAGUUGACGUGUUGCUUUCUGCUGCCGGUUUUUCCAUCAACUUUCUGUGCAGGCUUUUCUAGGGACUGGCGCUAAAAGAGCAAGUCGCUGCUUUGCCAAAAUAAUAAUAUAAAGGAAAUGAAUGUUUUCCUGAAAACUAAAUAAUAAUUAAAAAAGGCACAUUUUAUUUUGGGUGAAACAAAUAAUGGGAAUUAUUUGGCUUUUACUGUUCCUGGAAUGAUGGUGUAAAAUAAAGAGAUAUGUUGUUGUC